Tuber aestivum (summer truffle) is the source of this 3501-nucleotide messenger RNA. Lineage: Eukaryota; Fungi; Ascomycota; Pezizomycetes; Pezizales; Tuberaceae. The record is from the annotation of a GenBank genome assembly.
UCUGAUCACUCCAUGGGUUCCACCCUUUCGCAUUGACUAUCUAGCCAUUUUCGAGGGUCAAACCUAUUUCAGAGCUCCGCACAAAGGAAUCUCUUACCAUCUCAGAACACAUCACCUUUCCUCCCAUCCACCCAGCAACCACUCUCAGCCUCACCCUCGUCAGGUCCAGUAGAGCAAUUCCCGUUCAGGUUCUCUGCUGAUUUCACUGUUCGUGGGACUUCAGUGCCUCCGUGGCCUUUCAACUCACAAACCACCAAGUUGGCGGGAUCCAUUUCUCCAAAGUUCUCCUUCGCUCUCCCCCUCCUCGGUCCACUAUCCUGGGUCCUCGGAGCCUCCAAGAAACCUCCAUAACUGGCCCUCUGGUCGGCCAAUCGGAAGAAGGACCACUGCUUAUAGCUGCUGUCCAUACCACUGCCAAACAUUCCUCGGUCUUACAGCUGGGUAAACUUUUCGGCUCCUUCUUGAACACGGCUUCUCUCUCCUGCCUUCCUCAGCCCUUGUUGAGGGUGAUUCCAAACCCUCAAGGCUGUCGAAUUGAUUGCAACUAGCGUGGUGAGCGCACCUCGCGGCUCGCCCUAGUUGCUGGAAUUCUCGGAUUCUGGAAAUUUGUUGUGAGCAGACUUUGGCCCCCCAUGGAAAGGUAGCAUUGAUGACUGAUGCUUUUUUUUUUUUUUGCGGUAGAUUUAUCGUCAUCAUAACGGCUAUCUCUACACCCCACAUAAUUUGUUUUCCGACCACGAUAUCUAUUUUUUUUACUCAAUCACUAGUCCCGGAUUUCCACUGUCCCUACUGAACCGGCCCCUGGAAGAAGGCAGCAACAAUGGACACCCCACGCUCCGAGUCGCCCCACUUUACCCCUGCCCCCGCCGCCGAGCUGGACGAUCAUAGGUUCCAGGCGCAUUCCCUUCCUCGCUCUGGCACUGCGUCGUCGGAUGCUCGUGCCCGCCCGGACAUAUCGCUCAUUGUCGAGGAUGCCCAUAGCCCCAUUCACAGAGACUACGAGCAGGCUGUGUUGGAUGACGACACACGCGACAAUAGGUCUGCCCUUUCUCCUGAUGACUGCGGUGACCGUCAGUACGGCGUACCCUUCCCAUCCCGCUCUUCUUCUCGGGUCGCUUCCACAAGAUCACCAUCGCCCCCGAACUCUGUUGAUGCAUUUGCAAAUCCCGAGCACAGACGCCGUGUCGAUCGUUCCGCCACCAUCAGCUCCCAAAUUCCUGCGGACCUUGCCUUAGGCCUCCGCAGGACCAUGUCACGCCGUCCGACCUUUACUGAGGAUCAGACUGCUGAAAAUGGCUCCGGCGAUGAGGCUCUGGCCACUGCGGAGGAGGAUGUUUGCUUCCCGCCUCCUGAGGAGAGCAAAAUCCGGGGUGGCAUUGAUUUUGAGGAGAUGGAUGAGUUUGUGGCCGAUCAAUCACGCGCAAAGCCCUGUGAGAGGAGAAGGAAAAUGAGCACUUGUGGGGAUAUGAUUGGGUCCCGAUACUUUGAUCAAAUCAAGGCCAAGGAGGAUUUGUCCGCUGCUCCUGGCAUUGUUGGGAAAGAGGCUCCCAUCUCCUCCACGUCAUCUAUCAAUAAUGAGAAGGCCGAGUUUUGCAACACGCCGACCACCCCCCGUCAUAGGCGUGUGAGCAAUCCUGAUCGAUUCAGUUUUUUCUCAUCCGAGGGUGAUGCCACGAUCCAUGCUCCCGAGAUUGGCGACCUCCUAUGCGAUGGUGAGAAUUUCCACGAGCUCUUCCGCGGUGGGCAGGGCGUCUGGUGGUUGGACUGUUACGAUCCUACUACAGAAGAGUUAGCUAUGCUCAUGAAGGCUUUUGCAAUCCAUCCUUUGACCGCUGAGGAUAUUCGGGUUCAGGAGACCCGCGAGAAAGUUGAACUUUUCAGGUCCUACUAUUUUGUAUGCUUCCGCUCUUUUGUGCAAAAUAAGAACUCCUCGGACUUUAUGGAUCCUGUAAACGUCUAUAUCAUCGUUUUUCGCGAGGGAGUGUUGAGUUUCCACUUUGCGCCUUGCCCGCACAGCGCCAAUGUUAGGAAACGGAUUAGGCAGCUCCGCGAUUACGUUGCUCUCUCAUCAGACUGGAUUUGCUACGCGUUGAUGUAAGUUUUUCUUUUUUCUGGUGAUCGCGGUGGUAUUGAGAGAUCAGUGCUGACAUGGGUAAAUAAUAGUGAUGAUAUCACUGAUUCCUUCGGUCCCGUAAUUCACGACAUUGAGAAGGAGUCUGAUGCCAUUGAGGAUGGCGUUUUUGUCGCGCGCACAGAUGAUUACACUCCCAUGUUGCGGCAGAUUGGCGAAUGUCGGAAGAAGUGCAUGACCUUGAUGAGACUGCUGGGCGGCAAGGCCGAUGUUAUCAAGGGAUUCGCAAAGAGAUGCAACGAGCAAUACCAGGUCACUCCUCGUGGUGAGAUCGGAUUGUAUCUCGGUGAUAUUCAAGGUUUGCUUGUUACAUUUUAUUGGUUUGGAGCCAGAUUCGCUGAUGCGUAGUUCCUUUUAGACCACGUCGUCACGAUGAUGGGCAGUUUGUCUCACUUUGAGAAGAUGCUUUCCCGCUCACACGCCAACUACCUUGCCCAGCUCUCGGUAGAUUCUAUCCAAACCAAUAACCGUGCCAAUGAGGCCCUCGGAAAAAUUACAACCAUCGCGACAAUUCUCGUCCCGCUCAAUCUAAUUUGUGGUCUCUUCGGCAUGAAUGUAACAAUUCCCGGCCAGCAAGACCCACACCUUUACUGGUUUUUCGGGAUCCUGGCAAGUAUCUUCCUGUUUGUCACUGUGUCCUUCUUCCUCGCAAAGCGGUGGAGGUUUAUAUAAAUUUACCCAUCUGUUUUUCAUUACCCUUCCUCACGAAGAAAAAGCGGAAAAUGUCCUGGGUGACGUCUGUUUAUUAUUAUUAUUAUUUUCUGGGAAACUAUUCCUCAAGCUUGUACCUUUGAGAUCGUCGUGCCUCCUCCUGUGCCAAAUUGCAGCCUUUUCAGGGAUUCCCUUUACUAUGCUUGUUCAUGAGUGUAAUAAAAAGCUUCUCUUGUUUGUUUGCGCCAUUGGUUUGUUCCUUUAUGCUUUUCCCGUUAGAGAUUGGAAUGAUAUGGUGCGGCAGUUUACGGAUUAUGGCGCCGUGAAGGGGUAAGGUGCUGUUGCCCUAGUCAUCGGGGAUAAGAAAUGGACCAGUACUCAAGUAAUACCAUACUGGUAGCAGAGACAAUGAACAGGAAGGUUGCAGAAAAACAACCCUGCCGAAUUUGAUAUUUGCCACUAGUUUAUUUGUGUAUCGUUCUCCGUUCCCCUCCGCCCGUUACCCCGCCCUCCCCUGAUAAGGGUAAAUUAUUCGAAGAAAACCUUGCUUACCGUACCGUAUUGUACCGGUACUUUGCUGUUUCAUGUAUGGUAGCUUGAUCUUGGUGGCGCAGAAAGAAAUUUAGAUGCAGAGGAUAUGGACCUAGGAGGCCUAGCGGCCCGUAGCCGCCCCGGAAUUCUGUUGAACAGAGCUCGGGAACAAUAAUUGGAUGAAGCAA